Molecule: messenger RNA, 1359 nt
Organism: Iphiclides podalirius (scarce swallowtail)
Lineage: Eukaryota; Metazoa; Arthropoda; Insecta; Lepidoptera; Papilionidae
Source: the annotation of a GenBank genome assembly
AUGAUUAAUCACCUCGUCUGGGUGCGGGUGACAGGACAGAUCCGGAAACACCUAUCACUUCUUUUCUGGAUCAUUUUCAUUCGCCCAUCGUAUUGCGCCGCCAUCUUUCUUUUCUUACUGUUGUCGGCUAAGAGAUACAAUAUGGGUUCUGUGGAACGUGCCGGCGACGCGACCUCUGAGGUUGAAUCUGGUGAAGAGGAGAUCGUUGGUGGCGGUGAACUUGCCCAACAUCUGAUGAAAAGUGGCAUCACUCGCAACGAGAUGCUGGCCGCCAUCACGAACCGCAUUCAUGCUGAGACCCUCGCCUCGCUACCCCCAAACGUGCGUCGACGCAUCCGCGCUUUGCGCUCCCUCCAGAAGGAUUUUGUGGACAUAGAGGCGAAAUUUUACAGCGAGGUUCACACACUCGAGUGCAAAUACGAGAAGCUCUACAAGCCGCUUUUUGAAAAGCGAGCACAAAUCGUGAACGGCCUGUACGAGCCAACCGACGAUGAGUGUCUGAACCCGUGGCGCGAUGACUCCGAGGAGGAGGAACUGGCGCGCGCCGUUCAGAAUGCCGCCAUUACGGACGGCGAUGACAAAGCCAAGGCAGGCGACGAAACUAAACCUGCUGAGCCUGCUAUGGACCCAAAUGUGAAGGGUAUCCCCGACUUCUGGUACAACAUCUUCAGGAAUGUGUCUAUGCUGAGUGAAAUGAUGCAGGAACAUGAUGAACCCAUUUUGAAGUGCUUGCAAGACAUCAAAGUUCAAAUGCAUGAAGAUCCAUUUGGCUUCACCCUGGAGUUCCAUUUUGCACCAAAUGAUUACUUUACAAAUACAGUUCUAACUAAGGAGUAUGCUAUGAAGUGUAAACCUGAUGAUGAAAAUCCAUUGGAGUUUGAAGGGCCUGAGAUUUAUUCAUGCAAGGGUUGUGAAAUCAACUGGAAGAAAGGCAAGAAUGUAACUGUGAAGACAAUAAAGAAGAAGCAGAAGCACAAGUCGCGUGGCUCAGUGCGCAUCGUCACCAAGUCUGUGCAAGCCGAUUCUUUCUUCAACUUCUUUUCGCCCCCAGCGGUGCCAGAGGACCCAGACUCUGAUAUCCAGGCUCUCCUGACUGCUGAUUUCGAGAUCGGGCAUUACAUCCGCGAGCGAGUGGUCUCCCGCGCAGUGCUCAUCUACACGGGCGAGGGGCUCGACGAAGAUGACGAUGACGACUAUGAGGAGGAGGAGGAUUCUUAUUCUGACGAGGACUCUGGCACGGAGGAGGAGGAGGAAGAGUGCUCGUCGGAAGAGAGCGACGAUGAGGAGCCGGCUCCGCGGAGGAGGGGCAAGAAACACGGCAAGGGGCCGCAGGAAACUCCGGCCGAGUGCAAACAGCAG